UCUCUUACGUUACAACCUGAUUGGUCGAUACAUGAGCUACUGCUGUCAUCUAGCGUAUCACUGUGGUAUCAACUUUGAGCGGAAACCGAAGGUCAAGUGGAUCGGCAUAAGCAAAGAAAAAUAAAAUCCAAACUGACAGCCGCCUUUGAACGAUCACGUCUGACAAACCCUCGAAGCUGUCAAACAUCGUCUUGUCGUCGUAUCAAUACCUGCGUGGUAAGCAUCAAUAAUGACAUAAGGACAGAAUUGCGUUGUUCUUUACUGUCCGAUCGAUUCGUUUAUUUAUGCUAACGUCUACUUUUCAUAACUCCAAUCCACGUAAAUGUGACGGCAACCGUAUAAUUCAAGAUAUAAUAGGUUAAAAAGAUCUGGGACUCCCCAAUUCCUAUUAAUCCGUAGAUACUGAAGCUUGUCAAUAUAUUACUCAACACAUUGUUGAACGAAGUAUUUCUCAUCUCUGUGAUAAGAAUUUAGCUGACUGUUUACCUUAGUUGAGAUGCCGAGUUCAUAUUUAUACGCUAUUAACAAUGAGGGGAGAGUAUUCGGACUUUCGACAUCAGGCAAUAUGUGGAGAGAAUUCAUGUACUUGGGACUGGAGUUUAAACAACUCUCCGCAGUGCCUCAUUUCAUGUGGGCCAUUGGUGGCGAUCGUCAAGUUUACGUCCAUGUACAUGGGCUAGAUAUACCCAUUCGCAUCAAGGAAGAAACCUAUGAAAAUGAACGUUGGCUACCCUUGGAAGGUUUUAGUGGGCGACUUCUACCAACAGAUAGAUAUAACUUUUCAAGUCAGGAUGGUACAGUGGACCGUAGUCGAGAUAAAGUUAAGCUUCCAUCUAUGGCAUGGCAGUGGGAAGGCGAUUGGCACAUUGAAACAACGCUCGAUGGUCAGCCGUUAGAUCAUGAUGGCUGGACUUACGCAGUGGACUUUCCUGCGACUUAUUCAACAAAUAAACAAUGGAAAUCAUGCGUCAGAAGACGGAAAUGGGUUCGAUAUCGGAGGUACAGUGCAAUGAACUCGUGGUGCGCUAUAGCACCUCUGCACAAAGAUGCUACUAAGGAGCCUUUCAUAGAUGUGGCUGUUGGUGGAAAUCAGAUUCUUGGCGGGCAUUCGGGAAACAUGGUAGUUUGGGCAGUCACGGCCCACGGUAGAAUAAUGUUCAGAGUCGGAGUUAGCACAACAUCACCUGAAGGACAGAGAUGGAGUGCUAUUAAGAUGUCCAAUGGCUACGAGGCUAUUCAAGUCAGUGUUGGACCAACUGGACUUGCUUGGAUCAUACUAACAAAUGGAAAGGCACUCGUUCGCACUGGAGUUUGCAGGGAAAAUCUUAUGGGUGAUGGCUGGGCAGAGGUAGAACCGCCGAAUGAUAAACUCCGCCUUACUCAAGUUGGCGUUGGCAUAGAUUCCGUGUGGGCUGUUACUAAUGAUGGUAGCGUUUGGUUCAGAAAAGGUGUUAAUGGCCAGUCGAGUAUGUUGUGUGAACAGAUGGCUACGGGAACUGGAUGGGUUGACAUGCUGAGUAAAAUGGCUCUAGUUUCAGUUUCACCUGAUGAUCAGGUAUGGGCGAUAGGUCAUGACGAUCGCUGCUUAUAUUAUCGAACUGGAAUCAGAGGGACAGAUCGAACUGGAAAAAAGUGGAGAAUGAUUAACGCACCUCUCCAGCUUAGUAGGGCAAGCAGUAACGCUAGCCUUUCAUCUAGUAAUCGUCAUAGUCUUUGUGGUACUCCACAGCAACAUCGCCACCAAAGUUGGGGCUCCUUGUCUCGACCACACAGCACUGGGGAUGGAGCAGCACUGAUCAAGGACUGGGAAGAACAAUCUCGAUCCGCGCCUACCCCUACAUCUUUGAAAUUGUUGCAACGAACAAGCGACGGUACUUCCACAAACAAUUUGCAACAGACCUCAUCCCAGGAAUCUUAUCUCAAUGAGAGUAAAAAUAGAUCGUCAAAUUCAGUGAAUACGAACGAUUUGACUGAAGCUAGUGUUGCUAAUAUAACAAUAUCCAAUGAGUCAUUAACCAAAGGUGGAGAAUCCAUCGUCGUUUCUGGGAAAGGAAUGAGCAAUACCGUUAAGGUAAAUCCAGCUGCAUGGAGCCCAGUUCAUUCAGUAGGAUCUAUGGUUGGUGUUGAAGCACAUCCCGAAACAGACGGUAGUGUAUUUGAUCCUGAUUUAACCGGAGAUUCCGGUGUUUAUGGAGAAGAUGAAAAUACAGCUGCAAUGUAUUGGGCUGAAUACGACGUUUUAUGGUGCAAGAUCGAAGCUGGAGCCUGUUUCAUUGAUCAGGCUAACCCUCCAAAGUGGAUGGUGGAGAGUAAUGGCACUACUUGUGGUGAACUAACUGAACCAUGGAGGGAGCACAUUCUCUGCAAUCUUAAGAAGCGGCUAAAAGAUUUGGAUGUGAAUAUCUUGUCAUAUGAAAAAGCGAUUGAAAUGUCAUCCUGUGUGAAAAAUGGUGAUGCACGAUGUCAAUUGAAAGGGAGCAAAGCGUAUCAAGACUGUGUUCUAGAAUUAGAAUGGAUUAGCAAUACAAGCGGUUACGUAGAUUCUGGUACACUUACCAUUUUGAAUACAGACGGUGCAACUACUAUGUUGCAAUUCCCGAUAUCAGAAAUAGUGUGCGUGGUCUCCUGCAGUGAGCCAGGAAACCCAAGACUUGCGAUACACACUCCUAAUUUAUCCCGCUCAAAAAUUUUAAGACUGCAAUUUGCUAGUGAUACUGAAAUGGAAGAUUGGAUGGAUAAUCUUACUACAGUCUCGUGCCAAAUAAAUAAUCUUCACGGAAAGCCGGGUCCAAAUUCGAUUUGGGCAACCACUGGUCUUGGAGAUGUUUUCGUUUAUGAUACAGAAAUGGCUGAGACUAGCCAAUUAGUCGACGGUGUUUAUACACAGGAAUUACUUACAUCUGGAAACCAAUUACCAUUUGAAAGCAUUUUACAUAAUGGAUUCGGACCUGGAAGUUCUUUACAUAUGUCACUUUGCCUUUACGACGACGCAGACAGGUUGGCAAUAAAUCUGGUUUGUUAUACAACAACGACAAUGAAGCAACAAAAAGCAGCUGAAGGUCAUGACAUAGCUCUUCACUUCAAUCCCCGAUUAAACGAAGACGUGAUAGUGAGAAAUACAUAUCAGUCAGGUCAAUGGGGCGACGAAGAAAGAGUUGGAGUGAGUCCGUUGAAGGCAGGCUCCGAUUAUACCCUGAAAUUCGUCUGUGAGGAAGGGGGGUACAGAAUUUUUAUUAAUGACAUCGAAUAUACCUUUUACAGUCACAGAAUACCACCAGAGAACAUAACGCAUCUCCGCAUCAAAGGGCUGAUGACAUUAAGUAGUGUCUGUUACAAAACUAAAUCUGUUAUCAUUGAGCCAAUAAAAAUAUUUUGGAGACAAAUGGGAGGACAUUUGAGGAAGGUGGAAACGUGUAGUGUUGGAGUAACAUGGGGAAUAGGAUACGAUAAUACAGCGUACGUUUAUACGGGGGGCUGGGGUGGAAAUUUCUUAAAAGGUUUACGGUCUAACAAUACCGGCAUCAAUUCAAUGGUAGAUACGCACAACUACUUUGUUUACGAGAAUCAACGUUGGAAUCCCGUUACCGGUUAUACAUCCCAUGGAUUACCAACGGAUCGGUAUAUGUGGAGUGACGUAACAGGGCGUCAUAAGCGAACGCGAGAACAUACCAAAACUCUUUCAAUGCACUGGCAAUGGGUAUCAGACUGGAUAAUAGACUUCCAUACUCCUGGUGGUGUUGAUAGAGAUGGGUGGCAAUAUGCAAUGGAUUUCCCUGCACAAUACCACGGUCGUAAGCAGUUCACCGAUUACGUGAGAAGACGAAGGUGGUUUAGGCGUUGUCAAUUGAAAACUAGCGGACCUUGGCAGGAACUAGGAAAUACAAAAAUCGUCGACAUCUCAUUAUACACAACAAGUAAACCAGGCGACGAAGGUUUCAUAAACGUGUGGGCUGUUGCUGCCAAUGGGGAAGCAUUGUUCAGGCGCGGUGUUUCAGAAUUGUGCCCAUUAGGAGUUUCCUGGGAACAUAUACCCAGUGAUCAGGCACUGAUCGGUAUUAGUUGCGGUCCAGAGGGUCAAGUUUGGGCUGUUGGUAAAAAUGGAACUUCAUACUGGAGACUUGGAAUAUCUUUAGCCAAGCCGACUGGUGAAACGUGGCAAAAUGUAGAGCCUCCAUCAGGGGCCCAGGUGAAACAGAUUUCAGUCGGAAAAGAUGUAGUUUGGGCGCUGGAUACAACCGGCCGAUUAUCAGUACGUCGGGAAGUUAGAGCGAAGAUUUUUCCCGAAGGCACAUACUGGCAAACUUUACCAGCCAUGCCAAAUGAUCCAAUCCAUAUCGCAACAAUUGUUGAAAAAGAUAACAUAGCAGACAAUUGUUGUAUAUUCUACACAGAUACUUUUGUUCCAACUGCCAAACAAGGAUUUCGUCAUGUAUCUGUGGGUAGAGAAAAAGGUCAAGUAUGGGCUCUCUCUGGAGCUGGCAUUGUUUGUCGCAGAAUAGGUAUAACGGAUGAAAAUCCGGCUGGAACAGGAUGGACAACUGGUAUUGGUGCAAAUUGGCAGUAUAUAAGUGCUGGUGGCCUUGUAAACCGGGCACAAUAACGCCAGUUAUCAUUCAUCGCAAAAACCAUUGAAGUAAACAACCAAAGGGAAUAAAGUUGCAGUAAAACCUUAUUGUUAUCAACUUCGAUCGGUCCAUUGAUCCUCUUUUCCACUUCAGUAACCUUUCCCAACGACAUGUGAGAGUACCUAAUCAAUUUCAUCAUGGACCCACGCUCUAGUCAAGGAUAUAACAUAACUCCUUUAUUUUAAAAACAUAAAUCCAGAGCAGUUCAUAAAAAUGCAUUGCUACUGUAUUUAAGGAAUUAUCACGGAAUUAAUGUACAUACAAUACUCCAAUUAUUCGAAUUGUUAUAGACCAUCACUGUCAGAUAUACAAGCUAUUUUUAUCAUUGCUAUAAGAUUCAAAAUAAUGAUCAAAACGUAUAGAAGCAACAGAAGAUCAUUCAAAUACAGAUCAUGAAUUGUGACGGUCAGAAACUUACACAGUCAGCUUAUAAAAUCAUCUAUAGGCAAAAUCAAGCUUAAGGAACUAGUGAUAGUUUCGGGCUUAAUAGUUUAGUCAAGAUUAUAUUAGCAUAAUGUAAAAAUUGUUAUGUAACACUUUUUCAAUGGAAAUGGAGAAAGUCUAUUGCUAGUACGUUCUGCUCAUUGAAUUUAAAAACGCUUUUAGGAUCAAUUAUUUUCUGAAAAAAGAUGAGACACCGAGAUAGGAAGAUAUGAUUAUGCAGUAUUAUUAUGCGACGAAUUGAUCAGUCAUUUAAAAUGAUUCUGGAUUUUAACCUUCUAAUCUUGAAAAAAACACUUGAAUUUUUUUACAAGCAUAGUGAUACUUGUCAGGUACUUCGUUUUCAUAUCCAUACCUUAAAAAAAAAACCUAUUUUGUGAUAAUAAUUGAAGAAAUAUUUCAGGUACACCUACCUAGUAUCACCGUAACAAAAAAGUUAGAUUUUAUUGUAGGAGUUUAUAGUACAUAGGAUCAUUUAUCGGCUGUUAAGCAUGAGUGUGUGUUGAGCAUAAUGAGCGAAGCCGAUUUUAACACAAGUCCACCUAAGUAGAUCUAUCGUUUCAAGUGUAUACGUUCAACAAUAGGUGACCCUGUAAAUUUAAAGGAUAGAAGUUAUUACAUUCUUUUUGCAGCAAAUCAGUGGUCCACAUGAUAUAAUAUGUAGUUGUGGAGUAAUUUUGAUAUGAUAGUUAAUUUGGUAGUUAUUUCAACAUAUUUUUUUUUAUUAAUUUAUAAUCUAACACUCGCUAGGAGAUCAACGAAUGAUUCCAGUCCUCCAUAUUGUAUGAUGCCACAGUGUUUCGCUACCAGUCAGUACGGAAUAGGAGUGUCAAGAGAUCUGAGGAUUCAGUCAUUUUAAGUUGACGAUGAGUGAGUUUUUGAAUAAACUGAUACCGCGAUUUUCUUUAAAUGCAAACGUACGACAAUUCGUAAUUGCUUCCUAAACUUCAUUAAGGCACUUCUAUUCUUACACAUUGAAUCAUAAAGACAAUAUUUUUGUGUAAAGUAAUUUUAUUUUUGCUAUCAGUAUUUAUUUUCGUAAUCAAGAAUUUAGAAUCCUAAUAUACUUAUGGAACAUAAUCGAGCAUAUAUGCUUCUGAGUUGAAAUAUGGUCGUACGGCUGUGAUUUUCCACCAAAAAAUUUGUUUCACAUAAUUUAUCUUUUACUUCAUCAUUGUACUAUGCAAUACAGUCAAAUAAGCAUUGCUAUUUUGACUGCGAAAAGAAUAGAGUUUUAACAUGAAUAAAAUGAAUGAAACUAUGGCAAAUGACUUAUUGAGUACAUAUUUCUCAUUGAAAAUAUAGCAAGCAUUUAUCUUAAGGGGGGACUUUGGUGAAAUUUUGUUAAUAUCGAAGUUUUUGUUUUUUUCAAUGACGGAAAGAGAUGCAUACGCGAAAAUUUCUUUCUAUAAGAUUUAGAUUAUGAUGGCAUGACUUCUCCUGAUAAAAAUUUCAAUCUUCUGCGAAGAAUAUCCAUAAAAGAAGAUUGAAUUUGUUCUUUAGGACAUGUACUGCUGUUAUCUAAAUCUUGUAGAAAUGAAUUUUCAAUUACAUCUCUCUUAAAGUCAUUUCCGAAAUGAAAAAUUCAGUAUUAUGGAAAUUUCACCGAAGUCCCCCCUUAAUAGAGAUACAUUAAUCUUUUAAUGGGAUUCUUACAUUUAGGCUAAUACUAAGUAUAUACGGUGGUAUAAAUACUCAAAGAACAUAACACUAAAUUUAUUUUAAACCUAACUAUAAUAGCUAUGCACCUUCUCAAGUGGAGUACUGAAAAAUAAAUAUUAUUUAUAAUAUCAAUAUUUUCCGAUAUAUUUGACUUUUUACGGAUAAAAUGUUUCGCUCAAAAUUUCCAAUCGUUUACCUUUUAGAAUUCACUCCUGCGAUCAGAUUAGAAAAUUGAAUGUUGCCUAAAUUCUCAAACAGUAGAUACAGUUUUUUAUUUACAUUCAUUUUCACUAUUCGGUAAUGAUAUCAGUGCAUGAGGUCGAUACAUUUCGGAGCAUCAAUUAAGUACUAUUUGUGUACAAUUUAACACAUAAU
This is a messenger RNA of Neodiprion fabricii, 7103 nucleotides long. It is a transcript of the gene Pex23, whose product is annotated as tectonin beta-propeller repeat-containing protein. Gene Ontology annotation, molecular function: carbohydrate binding. The record is from RefSeq and is a predicted model, not a curated record. Gene Ontology annotation, cellular component: membrane. NCBI's taxonomy places the organism in Eukaryota, Metazoa, Arthropoda, Insecta, Hymenoptera, Diprionidae. The transcript is spliced from 26 exons. Bases 497 to 4600 code for a protein of 1367 amino acids.